AUGACGCCAGUACAUAAAAUUGUCAACGGCGUUCACGGUGGUACUGGUGGUCUUGUCAACGGCAAUGACGGUGGUACCAAUGGUACUGUUAACGGCGUUCACAGCGGUGCUCAUGGUUCUAUUAACGGCAUACACGGCGGUAAUAGUGAUCAUGUCAAUAGUCCUCAACAUCCGGUUCAGGACAACGCAACUUUCAUCACUGACCUAGAUGGGGUCGAUCAACCUCGGCUUGAGCCUAUUGCUGUCAUUGCUUUUUCUCUCAAGUUCCCGCAAGAUGCCACCUCACCUGAAAUUCCUUCCAAAGGCGGUCAUUUUCUGGAAGAGCCUCUUGGCAAUUUCGAUGCGCCGUUCUUUUCCAUAACACCGACCGAGGCUGCAGCCAUUGACCCACAGCAUCGCCUGCUUCUUGAGACUGCCUACAGAGCCUUCGAGAAUGCAGGCAUAUCUAUGGAGAAGGCGUCGAACUCAAAAACCUCGGUUUACACCGGUUGCUUGGCAGACGACUGCAGAUUAGGAAUUUUCAAAGAUCCUGACAUGCUUCCGACAUACAGUGCCACCUGGAUCGCGGUCGCCAUGCUCGCUGCCCGGCUAAGUUGGUUCUUCAAUCUCACCGGCCCAUGUGUGAAUUUGGAUUCUGCCUGCUCCAGCAGCAUGAUGGCUCUUGACCUCCCAUGUCAGGGAUUACGCAACAGAGACUCAAAUAUGGCCCUCAUGGAGACACCAUCCGCAGCCAUUCGAUCUACAGGAUCAAACCAGGAUGGCCGUACUCCAGGCAUCACACAACCGAAUCGUGAUGCCCAGGAAGUUUUGAUCAACGAAACGUACGCAAAGGCUGGGCUGGACAUGCAGACUACAAGAUACGUCGAAGCGCAUGGUACCGGAACAGCAAUUGGUGACCCAAUUGAGGCCAGCGCAAUCGGGCUGGCAUUCAGAAAAUAUCCUAGCGCUGAAGAGCCAAUGUACAUCGGUGCUAUGAAAUCCAACAUAGGUCAUCUUGAAGGUGCAAGUGGAGUCGCCGGUGUCAUCAAGGCGAUCCUGAUUUUAGAAACCGGUGUUAUUCCCCCUAAUGUUAAUAUUGAACAUCUGAACCCGGAUAUUGAUGCGGAUUAUCUGAGGCUGAAGUUCCCUUUACUUACGUCUCAGCAAUCUUGCUGGAAACCAUUGGACAAUGAAGGUGGCUUGGCACGUCUUGCAGAUUCAUAUGAUGCGCACAUAUCAGAGUUGACUUCGUCCUUGAGCCCCACGGAAGCAACAGCAUUUCUUUCGAACUUGGCCUACACGCUAGCCAACGAGAUCCAGCAGAGCGGUUACUGGGUUAAAAAUUUGACCUCGCCAGUCAUGUUCUCGGAUGCAUUAGCGCAAAUGUGUUCUGAAAAGAACUCAGAGGCAAAAUUGGAGACGAUCGAACUUUAG
Molecule: messenger RNA, 1413 nt
Organism: Letharia lupina
Lineage: Eukaryota; Fungi; Ascomycota; Lecanoromycetes; Lecanorales; Parmeliaceae
Exons: 10
Coding region: 1-1413 (470 amino acids)
Biological process (GO): secondary metabolite biosynthetic process; fatty acid biosynthetic process
Molecular function (GO): fatty acid synthase activity; 3-oxoacyl-[acyl-carrier-protein] synthase activity
Source: RefSeq, a predicted model, not a curated record